CUAUCAUUCAUUCAUUCUUUCCUUUCACGAGAUCCUCUCUUCACCUUCCUCUUCCCCUUCCCUUAAAACUUUCUCUCCUUUUCUCAUUGUAGCCUUGUGAAUUUUCUCCUCCGCAUUCACUGCAGCCUCUGUUUUUCUUCCUUGCCUCCUCCCUUCGAGAUCUACAGCGUCUCCACCCAAACAAGGCCAGGAGAGCAAAAAUUCUAAAACAAAAAAAUGUCUCACAAUGCCAAGAAAUCCAUCCCGGAUUCCGCCAACGAUCCCCUCUCGACUCGCUUUUGUGACUCGUUGAGUUGCAGCAGCUCUACUCCCAAGAAGAAGCCAGCUGAUUCUUCGAGGGAACACGAUCUGGGGUCCCCUGUUUGGCCUCUGCCAACCCGUAACGUGGCUGCUUAAGCUGCUCCGGCCACCACUACUUCGAGCGGCAGUACUUCUGGCUCUUCCGGAUCUGUCCCGGGUAAAGCCGGGAACUCCGGAGAGCUUACUUCCGAGGCCAACACGGUUCAGGGGGAUUCAUCUCGACCAGGUUCCAACGGCCGCGCCUCGCAUCCGGGCCACCGAAGAUCCAGCUCCGCCGGUGCUCCAUUGAUCUAUUCCGGGUCGAGCUUCUCGUCCGCCAUGAUCAACGGAGCGACCUCUGCAGUUACUCCUGGUAAUUCCGGACUGAAUUCACUUCCCAGUGGGAACAUCUGUCCUUUCGGGAAGAUCUUGAAGAAGAUCGGGUUGCCAAGUCGGGCCUCGAAUAGUAACGAUACCCUGAUGGGGAAAGGCUCGAGGCACUACGGACAUGGCAGCAUUAUGCGCAGCGGCGACAGUGGAGCUGGGGGCGGGAAGCUCGGGAUUGGUUGCGGCGAUCUGGAAGAAAUGAAGAGUGGAGGUAAUGAGAUGUACAAGAGAGGGAAGUUCGUGGAGGCUUUGGCUUUGUAUGAUAAAUCAAUCCUGUUGUCUCCGGACAAUACCGUCUACCAAAGCAAUCGGGUGGCGACAUUGACGGCAUUGGGAAGGCUAAGUGAAGCUGUAAAGGAAUGUGAAGCUGUGAGAUUGGACCCUGGUUACGCCAGAGCCCAUCAGAGAUUUGAUAAUGCAUUGUCCCUGACUGAGAAGGCUGUCUUAAUAGAUCAUGGUAACAUUGAGCUCUCCAUGCUCGGAAGGUGGGCAGAAACUGUGAAAGAUUAUGAGGCUCUCAGACAAGAACUGCCUCAUGAAAAUGAGGUUUUGCAACAUCUUCAUCAGGCAGAGAAUGCAUUAAAGAAAUAUCAUGGACAAGUUUACGAUGGAAAAUUAGGUGGUGAAGUUGAAGAAGUUUGUAGGCUUGAUAAAUUUAAAGCUGGAAUAUCCUCCCCUGGUGUUGCAGUGGUUCACUUUAAAGCAGAGGGAGAUGACGAACCUGACGAUAUGUCGCCCUUCAUGAACAUGCUUUGUGUUCGAUACCCAUCAAUCCAUUUGUUCAAGGUGGAUGUGGGAGAGACCUUGGGAAUUGCAAAGGCCGAGAGUAUAAGAAUGGUCCCGACGUUCAAGGUUUACAAGAACAUAGACAUGGUGAAGGAGAUAGUCCACCCAAGUCAUUAGUUGCUGGAAGACUCUGUAAGGAGUUACUGUAUAUAGCUGGCCGUUCAUUCAUUCUAAAAGUUGAUCCAUUUUGUUUUUCUGGUUCCAUGUUUCCCCCACCAUUUUUAUUCUAGGAAUUUGUAAGUUCUUCUACCAGUGACAGAAAUCAGCACAUAAUUCUUGAGUAGAGUUGUAAGAUCCCAACAAACCAAAUGUUUUUCCUCUAGAUCGAUUACAUUUAUUGGAGAUCCUUUAUACAUGGGCUCUCCUAAAAUUCAAUUUUCUUUUGUCAAAAGAG
Linum tenue is the source of this 1846-nucleotide messenger RNA. The record is from the annotation of a GenBank genome assembly. Lineage: Eukaryota; Viridiplantae; Streptophyta; Magnoliopsida; Malpighiales; Linaceae.